AUGCCUGUUGGCAAAGGACGAAAUUUCAUUGCUAGGGGACAGUCGCAGCAAGGUGUAGUGAGGACAGAUUAUAGACAGCCCAGCACACAAGCUAUGAAUCGCACAACUACGAUAUCACAGCAACAGCAAAACCAGCAACAGGUGCAACAACUACGUCGCCAGCAGCAGCAGCAGCAGCAGCAGCAGGUGGAACAGCAGCAGCGUAUGCAGCAGCAGCAACUGCUACAACAGCAACAGUUGCAACAGUUACAGCAACGAUUGCAACAACAACAUCAGCAACAACAGCAACAACAACAUCAGCAGCAAUUGCUGCUGCAGCAGCAGCAGCAGCAGCAGCAACAGCAACAUCAGCAGCAAUUGCUGCAGCAGCAGCAACAGCAACAUCAGCAGCAAUUGCUGCUGCAGCAACAGCAACAGCAACAACAACAACAACAUCAGCAGCAAUUGCUGGUGCCACUUCAACGAGCUCAUGGAACUGCACAGAACUCACAGCCUCUGCAAGUGGGUAUUCAACGCAAUGGAGAGCCGCUGGUAGUGAGGUUGGUAUCAGGCCAACAGUGGCCUGCGCUGGCAGGUAGUCAACCUGGACCAUCGCGACAGAUAGUGUUAAACCAAAAUGCAGUGGGAACACGAGUAGUGCGCCUGCAGCUCCAGUCUGCAACACCAUACCAGACUCUGGUUCAGAACCACACUGGACAGGCUCAACAAACUAAGCCUUCCCAAGUCAGUCCACCACUGAACGUGCUUCAGAAUACCCAAGGUCGCGAAGUACGGCUGUUGCUAGCAAAGAAUAGUACUGGGCAACAAAAGAUUGUAGCCCAAGUGGUACAGGACCCAAAUCGUGCAACUAGUCCUGUAUUGCAGCAGCGACAAGUAAAUCAGCCGUUUAAAGUCCCACACAUCAAAAGUAUCAGUCCUCAGGAAACAGUGUCGCAUCAGCAAAAUGUCAGCUUAUUGCGGACUUCACUACUCCAGCCAACAGGCAAGCGUCAGCAGCAGGUGGAAAGUCACGGCGGAGGCAAGCGAGUAGCAGUAGUCCAGAAAGACGAGCCACUGGCGCCAUUGUUACAGCGAUGUGGAGAACCAGAGCAGAAGGCUCAGCAGGUAGGUGUGUCACAGCAGACGUUUCCUCAGCAGCAGACAGGUACAUCACCCCAUCGUAAUCAAGUGAGUAACACGGCAAACACUCCACAUACAUCACCAGAAGACGAGCAUUGGAAUUCUUCUCGAGAGCAGCAGGCGAAUAACUAUAAAAAGCAGCAGGCAAACCUAGCAAAUGAAGUGGAACGAGAACUCCUUCCUAAUCUGAAGAGUUGUGUCGAGUCUGCAGUGUCACAAAUGGUACCUGCGUACCCAGGGAAAGAGCAGCGUAAGAGGAUGUUGGAAGACCUCGAGGCGGAGGGCCAGCUACAGCAGCAAACUCAAUCUUUGGCGCCAUUGAGGAUGCGUUCGACUCUGGAAGAAUUCUGGCAAGAUGAGUUCGAGGAAAUGGACGAGGAGAUUAAGUGCCGCGAAUCUUCUCUUGCGGAACCAGCGGAGGCAGUUUCUAAGCAUUCUGGAAAUGCAGUGGACGUCCCUUGGUGGAUAAAACCAGGAAAGUUUCUGUCGGAGUGGCUGAACGAUGGCUCCUGCUUCAGGUCGGUUGGUGAGAAGCUCUUCCUGGGACACUCCUGCAACCACAAUCUUCAGGAACUUCCAGGGUAA
Molecule: messenger RNA, 1704 nt
Organism: Schistocerca nitens (vagrant locust)
Lineage: Eukaryota; Metazoa; Arthropoda; Insecta; Orthoptera; Acrididae
Product: bromodomain-containing protein DDB_G0280777-like
Exons: 2
Coding region: 1-1704 (567 amino acids)
Source: RefSeq, a predicted model, not a curated record